AUGGAUUAUCUCUAUUUAGGAACUAAUGAGGAAGUGAAUAUCAACCCUACAAUGAGAGCAGCAACACUAACGACAGCUCCCACAGGACCAGUCAUCAGUGAUCCAGUCAUUCCAGCAGAUUGCAAGAGAGAAAAAGUGGAACCUGCUGCAAUUCCUCCUCCAUUUGCAAUGGCUGAAGAGGACAUCCAAGCAGAGGCCAAUGAUUUUGCAGCUAUUCCAGUUUUUGUAAAACCUGCAAGGUUGAUGGCGGCUUUAGAGGCCAUGAUGGUGGCAGUGGAGGCAGUUACAAAAGUGGAAAUGUUUGGCAUUGAGAGGUACAUUUUGUUUUUUUUGAAUAUUGGAAAACAAGAAGACGCAUCUUUGAAAGGGUCUUUUUAA
Molecule: messenger RNA, 378 nt
Organism: Naegleria fowleri
Lineage: Eukaryota; Heterolobosea; Eutetramitea; Acrasida; Naegleriidae
Exons: 1
Coding region: 1-378 (125 amino acids)
Source: RefSeq, a predicted model, not a curated record